This is a messenger RNA of Aureobasidium melanogenum CBS 110374, 2313 nucleotides long. RefSeq names its product long-chain fatty alcohol dehydrogenase. The transcript has 2 exons. The record is from RefSeq and is a predicted model, not a curated record. NCBI's taxonomy places the organism in Eukaryota, Fungi, Ascomycota, Dothideomycetes, Dothideales, Saccotheciaceae. Bases 1 to 2313 code for a protein of 770 amino acids. Gene Ontology annotation, molecular function: long-chain-alcohol oxidase activity; flavin adenine dinucleotide binding.
AUGUCAAGCCAACGUCGUACGACCCAACAAAGUCCAAGUCCCCUGUCUCCUUUCCAAGAUGAUCAAAUCUUGACCGACAGCCAGUGGACUACAUUGGCGUCAAUCGUUGAUACUAUCAUAUCCCCAGAGACACAGACUAGUGGGGAAAAUCCCAAGAAGACUCAACUCAAAGCUGCCGUUGAUACUAUCAAGCACAACACGAAUGUUACAGAUGAGGCCUUGUUAUCUGAGUAUUUGGCAGAGUCGGCAACUUCAUGUCCCGAGUUUAGAGAGGCCAUCCACAGGCUGCUCGCAGAGCAGAUUCAUACACAAGGAAGAAAGGAACUUCUCAGUGUCCUUGAUGCUUUGACUAAUGCUCGUACUUCCUGGCUCUUGACUGGUCAUUUGACACCAUUCGCACAACUCUCCCUACGCCAGCGAGAAAAGGUUAUACAAUCAUGGGCCACAGCACGUUUGCAAAUCUUCAGAGUGCUCUUUAGGACGUUUAACGACAUGACAAAGGCGUACUGGACGCGCACAUCCCCUACGCUUGGCCGCGUCUUAUCUUACCCAUACACCCCUAUCAAUCAUAGUUAUGGGAAAGGUUUCGACUUCCCCUUCGUGGUGUUUCCGCCACUCCCUCAGGGGUCUACGCUUGUCCCAGCGACCUUCGAGACGGAUGUUCUCAUUAUCGGAAGUGGUUGCACUGGAGCAGUUGCCGCUUCUGUCAUAGCACGUUCUGGGCUUGAAGUUCUAGUAGCCGAGAAAGGUUAUCAUUGGAAGCCAAACCACCUUCCCAUGUCGGAAAAAAACGGAAUGGUACACCUUUUUGCUAAUGGAGGCGUGACACUGUCAGAUACUGGUAAGAUGGGAAUCCUAGCUGGCUCAUGCUUUGGCGGAGGUGGUACUGUGAACUGGUCUGCGUCGCUCCAGCUCCAGCCGUUCGUCAGACAAGAAUUCGCAAAGAAACACAACCUGCCAUAUUUCGAGAGUUCUGCGUUCCAACAUGACAUGGAUGCAGUCUGCGAAACCAUGGGUGUUGGGACCCAAGCUAUCAAACACAACCCUGGAAACCAGAUGCUUCUGGAUGGUGCAAAGAAGCUCGGCAUGAAAGCGAAGCCCGUGCCUCAGAACACCGGAGGUGAAGCUCAUCAAUGUGGUUAUUGUACACUUGGCUGUGGAAGCUGCGGCAAGAAAGGACCGACAGAGAGCUGGCUUCCUGACGCUGCUCGACAUGGCGCUAAAUUUGUUGAAGGCUUCCAGUGUGAGAAAGUGAUAUUUGCUGCGGAUAAAACACAAGACGGAAAGCAAAUUGCCAUCGGUGCUCAAGGUGUUUGGACUUCUCGAGACGAGUCUGGCGGCGUGUCUGGGAAGGUGUAUAGGCGUCCGGUCACGAUCUACGCCAGGCGUGCCGUGGUCGUGGCUGCCGGAGCGCUUGGAGGCACCGCGCUGCUCCUCGAGAGAAGCGGCAUUCAGAAUCCCCAUCUCGGCAAGCACUUGAAAUUGCAUCCUGUCAACACUUUAUUCGGCGUCUUCGAUAGAGACAUUAUGCCGUGGGAAGGUGGUAUCUUGACCUCGGUUGUCACUGAAUACGAAAAUAUCAACUCAACAGGCUAUGGCUGCAAAUUGGAAUGCGUCACUAUGCUUCCUAGCAUGGUUCUACCAUUGAUGCAGUGGAAAUCAGGUUUGGAAUGGAAGGUACAUGCUGCCAAGUUCAAGCGUAUGGCAGGGUGGAUAUCACUCGCUCGAGACGAAGGCGAAGGUGAAGUCUAUGCUGACCCAGUCGACAAAUACAGAGUCAGAGUCAAGUACGACACAUCAAAGUCUGAUCAGAAGAACAUUGCAGUCGGCCUUGUCGCAUUGGCAAAGAUCGCGUUCGUCGAAGGGGCACGCGAGAUUCAUGUCGGUGCUGCAGGCGUACCUCCAUUCAUUCGUCGCCAAUCUGUCAGAACGUCCUCAUCGGCGAUCUAUGCCAGCCAGACCGGGGGAAAUGCUGGAGACACGGCAAGCAUAAACGACCCGGAGUUUUUGCAAUGGCUGUCGCGUCUAGAACUGCUUGCCGUCAACGGACUUCCUGGAGAUGCUGGGCAGGUGUCAGCUCAUCAAAUGGGCACUGCGAGAAUGGGUUCCUCGCCCACGAACAGUGUCGUGAACUCCCGGGGUGCUGUGUGGAAUACACAGUCACUGUUUGUAGCUGACACUUCUGUUUUCCCGGGAGCAAGUGGAGUGAACCCUAUGAUUACAGGAAUGGCAAUUGCAAGAGGUAUCGCUCGAGGCAUUGUCGAAGAUCUGGGUCUUCCUUCCACACAACAAGCACCAACAGCGAAGCUGUGA